Messenger RNA from Dryobates pubescens (Downy woodpecker), 4874 nucleotides. It is a transcript of the gene NEXMIF, whose product is annotated as neurite extension and migration factor. Gene Ontology annotation, cellular component: nucleus. NCBI's taxonomy places the organism in Eukaryota, Metazoa, Chordata, Aves, Piciformes, Picidae. The coding region runs from base 372 to 4769 and encodes 1465 amino acids. The transcript has 5 exons. Gene Ontology annotation, biological process: negative regulation of cell-matrix adhesion; negative regulation of cell adhesion mediated by integrin; negative regulation of neuron migration. The record is from RefSeq and is a predicted model, not a curated record.
GAGCGAGCGAGCGAGCGCCGCAGCCGCCGCCGCCGACACCGCCUGGCGGGCGGGGGGACCCGCCGGCCCCGCGCGGCCGCCUCCCUCGCGGGCCCGGCGCUGAGAUUGUUAACAAAUCGGCUGUUCAGCUUAGAUCCAGCACAGAUCCAUGUUGCACCUUGGCAGUUUCCUCCAGCUCCUUUAUUUUUCUCCAUCGUCAUCAAACACAGCUCCUUUCAUUCUCCUCUUCCAUUCACCUACCCAAAGACCAAAUCUGGAAAUAGUAACCAAAAGAGAAGCCCACGUCGCACACAAAGCAGGGAAAGGUUGAAAUAAUUGAAGGGUUGGCCAGAUGCAGUGGGGCAUGGAGUGAACAGAAAGAGGUUAAAUUGAUGGAUGACCAACAAGAGCAGGAUUGUGCCUCAGAAGACCAAGAAACUAUCCUGAUUAAUGGGGUGAAAGAAAAUGAAUCGCAUGUCCUGGACAGUGAUGAGAGGCCUUGCACCGCUGCAGAGGCCGCAGUACCGUUCUCCGCCUUGACGACAGCUCCGAAGGAAAACCACGCGUGCCACCGGGCCCUGCCCCAGCUGACUUCAAAGAAGCCCUGCUUGCUGAGCCCCCCAUCGCCUCUGAGGCUCACCGAUGUCCCCGAGCACACCUCGGAUGACUCCUCCGCCCACGCCAUCUCCCUCACGUCCUGCGUGACAAAGGGCAUGAGCUCCUGGUCGCUGCCGGGUGACUGCGAGAAGGCUCCGUUCACCAUGAUGGAGCCCGGAGGCAUGUCGGCCUUGACGGGAGACUGCUUGAUGCAGCCCAGCCGGACCUGUCUGGGCUGCUUUAUUGAAUCAAAGGACGGCAUUGAUGCAGAGCCGGGAAUCAGCUUGAAAGUGGGGGAUAUAAAUAGGGAUUAUGACACCUGUUCGGUCUCUGAUAUAGGGAUUCACUGCAUGAGCACAGGAGAAACCAUGAGAUAUGGGGAUCAACUGCUUUCAGACCAGCUUUUAAGCUUCCCUAUGCAUAAAUCGAGGGCAGCGGACAAAAGAGAUGCAGAGAAAUCUGACAGUGAUUCAGAGGACCCCACUCAGAAAAAUUAUUACGAGGGAUUGCUAUUAGACAAAUGCAACGGUGAGGAACCUUUACUAACGAAUCCCAACCAGGAAUGGGGCUAUUUUGAGUCUUUCAUUAGUGAAAGCAAAAUUGAGCUGCUUGACCUCUGCUCCAAAAACGAGCUUUCUGUAAAUCUGUUUUCCGAGGAAGAUGUGGAUAAUUACAUGUUCGAUGACGAUGAUUCCACCUUGGGAAGCGAUGUCUGCUCCCUAAAGAUUAGAUACGAAUCCUUCCAGGACAACGUGCGGGAGAAGACCACUGCCCUACAAGAGGACGCCCAGUUCAACUUCUUCCCCAGCGUGUUCAGCAACUGCACCAAAAGGGACAGCAGGAGCACCCUGAAAAGGGGGCCCAGUGGUACCACCGACUCUUCUCAAUUCAAAUCUGAGGAAGGCAUUAUCUGGGGGGAGGAGGAGGAGGAUGGUGAGGAAGAAGAUGGCGAGGAGGAGGAGAAAGCUGCCUUAAAUAAAUCUUUGAACAGCACAGAGGUGGUGCAGUAUGUGGGCUCCAAGAGGAGCCACUUCUUGGACUCGGUGAAUUCAACGGAGGACUCUGGGGAGUUCAGCGAUGACAGCACUUGCACGGAGUCCUCCUACGACGUGCUACGGGAUAUCAAGGACUGCAGCCGGUACCUGUCCCGGGACCAUUCUGGCUCCUUCAUUCAGCAGAACUACGGGUUGCGGGCCAAGAGGAAAGUGCGAUACAGCGAUGACUACCUGUACGAUGUGGACUCCAUCGAGAAUGAGAAGAUCCUGGACAAGAAGGAGUGGCUCCCGGAUGGGCCCAAGGAAGAAGACGAUGACGAGUGGUGCCCCAAGAAACGGCGAAAAGUCUCUCGCAAGGAGCCCCCCGUUAUCAUCAAGUACAUCAUCAUUAACAGGUUUAAAGGGGAGAAGCAUAUGCUGGUGAAGCUCAGCAAAGUGGAUGCCAACGAGACAACUGUUACCCUAAACGAGGAGCUGCUCAGCAAAUACAAGAAGCUGGCCCCACUGAAGGGCUUCUGGCAAGAGAGGCAGCAGAGCCGGCUGGAUUUGCUCAGAUCGUCUCUCUACCACAAGCAGAAUUUCUAUCUUAACGGCUCAGAUGCUUCGUUCCUCCCUCACCCACGGAAGCGAAAAUGCAAGCUAGCAAACAGGCACCGGAUUCAAAGAAUUAAAGCCAUCGAGCAGUCAGUGAACAAGCUGGGCUCGUGCUCCUCAGAUCACAAGCAGCCUUGCAGCAGCAAAGAGGACACAGGCCUGAAAGGGCUGCCAGCGCUGGCCAUCGCCACCCCCAGCUGUGCCAACGGACUCCAUGUCCAUGACAUCACGGGCAUCGCCACAAUGAAAUGCAAACCACAGGACCGGGAGCACAAGGGGACAGAGAGGAAAGUGCUUCGCAGAAUCAAAUUCAAAAGUGAAGCCAGGUUGAAGUGUAAGAAGAUCAAAGCUGCUACCAGUACGGCGGAGGGCUCCCCAGCUCUGGAAAACCAGGACUCUGCAGCGUGCCUGAAGGAUGAAAACAUUCCUUGUGCUUCAGACAGCUCCCAUCUCCCGGAGUGCCACGAGGAUAAGGUUGCUAAAAAUUCUCCUUUCCUACCAUCCACCUCCUCUUCAGAGAAGCCUCUGCCAUCUGCUAAUAUCACCACCAAUGUACCCCUGAUCCCUGGAGGGUAUCUGCAGACAUUGUUAGAUGCUUCUGAUUUGUCGAGCAACACCGGUAUCUCAUACUUCACCCAGCAUCCCUCCGAGCAGCAGCAGCAGCAGCAGCACCCACUCCCCAGCAUCGUCCCAGCAGAAAAGCCCUUCCCAGCUCUGCAGCCGGCACAGAGCUGCGUCCUCUCCCCGCCCUCUGAAUCAGAGCUGCAAGAGUCACCAGGACACUUGGAGAUGGAGCAGAGCAGUUUUGGUAGCAUGUGGUCAGCCAGCAAAGCCACCAGCAGCAACUGCCAGGACUUUCCCGGUGACAUGCAGGAUGCAGCCGGGCUUCCAAGCGAGUUUGGCAGUAGUGGUGGUGGUGGGGUGGGGGGUGCAGAUGGCCUCCCCACCUCUGGAUACACUCAAGUCAAUCUGAAUAGCAGCAAAUUGCUAUACCAAAAAAAUUACAUGCCGGAGAGCCAACAAGUGCAGUCUGAUGAUUCUUAUCAGUCAUGUCACUUCAAUAAUGGAGAGGGGCGCUUCCAUUUCCAGCGAGGCACACUGAGUACGGACGAUGGCAGGCUCAUUAGUUUUGAUUCAGUGGGUUCAUUGUCAGUUAGUUCUAGCAAUUACAGUUCUUUAAGUUUAAAGUCUUGUGAAAAAGACGGCGAGGAUGAUAUUAAUGAUGAUUUCUUGGCCCACUGCAGUCCCAAGCUAGUGAUCCAGCAGAGCAUAGAUGAAAUCACCCCUUUGAAGGAGUCCACGGACCUUUUAGAUAUUUCCAACUUCACGCCUGACAAGUUCCGCCAGUCAUCGCUUUCAGAGAUGUCCCCUCCGGACACUCCCAACCUGUCCCCACAGAUAGCUGGCUCUGAUGCCAAGCCUCUGGGCACACUGAAGGGCUUUCAGGAGAGCCCCCAGGCCGCCCUCAACAACUCCGAGAAGGUCAAGUGGAACUGUGCAGUCCUGCAGUCUGAGGAUCAGGCAGAUAAUGGGUUUGCUUUAAAUAAUCACCAGUUCCAGUUCCAUAUGUUCAACGAUGAAGAUUCUGUCAGCCUUCUCGAAAAGAGUCCAUGCUUGUCAACAUUUAAUGAGCCAUCUGGUCAAAUUAGCACCAAUAGCAAAGUGUCAAAAUCGAAGAGGAAAAGUUCAUCCAGCAAGAAUGUGGGUACAAACCAAAGCUCUUCCCAGAAAGCCACCCGGAAAAAAUCACCCAAAACCAACAAAGGAGCUGAUAAGCCACAAGGGAAAAACUCCAGACAGGCGCCCAAGUCCACCAGGAAAGGGAAAAACGCAGCAGGGGUCAACGGUGAGAAGGUUCCAGCCAUUGGUGGCAGGGUGGUCAACCAGCUGAGCAACGUGGCCACCAGUACCAAAGGCCUCACUGAGGGCACUCAGCAUUGCAGCCCAGCUGGGGUGAAGCUGGGCAAGCACAAUGGGCUCUCCGGAGAGUGGGCACUGGGAAAAGAGGGGGGCACAGGCUGGUCGGAACCCAGCCUGGGCAAUGCCACCAGCCUCCUGGAUGACGAUCAGAGGGAGUUUGAGGAACCUUCCAACAUCCUGUCCAACAUCGCGUCGGGAAUGGCAGAUGUCCAGAGGUUCAUGAUGGCCUCCAUCGAACCCUUGUGGGGACCUGUUGGCCACAACAGCGUUCCAGACAUAUUCCGGUCACCAGAGUCCAACAGCCUGAAACUGAAAACUCUUAAAAUUUUGGCAGGGACACCCCAAGAGUCAAAGAAGAAGGCGAACAGCAACUCGCCGGCAGCGGCCAAGAACCACAAGUCAAACAACAAGGGCUCAAGCAAAAAUGGCAAAGGGGCAACCUGCGAUCCUGCUCGCCCCAACUGCUCAACUGGGUACACCACGGACCUUCCCGCUCCCUUUUUUGAUAAAAACUUUAGUAACCUGAGCACUUUAGGCAAUAAUGGACCUACCCAUAAAAAACUCUACCGUCACAAAUCCAGUUCCAAAUCGCUGAGGGAUGAGAACUGUAAGAUCAAGCGAACGGACCGCGAACAGCCCCACAAGGACCCUCCCGUGACAGCUGCUUUUGAGAAACUGAGGUAAUGCUGCACCAAACUGGCUGGAAUGCCCCUUUAACCUCCCUCCCACCUGCUAAGCCUGCUGUUCCUCAGUUUUUUUCCUUCCUGAAAGCAAAAGUUGCAUGAAAAA